CUAUCCCAGCAGACGCUAACCGAUGUUGCGUAACGUUUGCAAUGGAGUUUCUGUGUGCUAGGCGCUUAGUAGGUGGGCGGUUUUGUUUUGAAAUUGAAAUGUUUGUGUCACACACAGCAAAAGUUGGAUGGAACAUACACUGUUACGUGUAUAAAAUAUCAGAGACGCUGCGACAAUUACUAGAGAAAGGUUGAGAAUCUCAAGUGCAUAAGAAGGGGGGCUUAAUGCAUCCUCGUACUGGAGUGUUUGCCGCAAAAGUGCUGCCUAAUUCCGUAACUUAUCAGCAGAUGACGUCAUAGGAUAUUGCUGUAUCAUUUCCGUUAUCAGCUGCCUUGAAAUGAAUUGCAGUUAAUUGACCUAUAAGUACUGAGUGGUGACACUGCCUUAGUCCAGUACUGGUGAGUGUCUCGGAGAAUCCGCGCCAGGUCCUGACGCAGGGAAGAAAAAAUGAGUGUGUAUCAGGCAGUGCAACCGGAGUACACGACGUCUGACAGUAGUGAUGCUGACAGAAACGUUACGUUGGACUACUCGAGGCUGUUACUCGAUUCGGACACAUUGAUGUACAACUUGGAAGAGUAUGCAGCGAAGGACAAAAAAGCUACUGAGGAUGUAGACACGUUAUUGCUGUACAACAAUGACUUGGAUACACUGCCGGCCAGGGUUUCGAAGUUUACAAAUCUAAAAAUGCUUGAUAUCAGUUACAAUAAUAUAACCCACCUUCCAGAAGCAUUAACGGAAUGCAGGCUCACCUCCCUCAUAGCAAGGAAUAAUAUGUUGGAAAAUGACUCCUUCCCUAAAUCGUUUGGUGCACUUACCAGUUUGAAAGAACUGAAUUUAAGUGGUAAUAGUCUAACGUCAUUCCCACAGCAAAUUUUGGAACUUACGGCACUGAAGUACUUGUACCUUGGUUCUAACAGCAUCACCAACAUCCCCAAAGAUAUCUGGAAAUUACAGAGUUUGCAGUACUUGUACAUGGGUGGCAAUAAGCUUCAAGAAGUACCUGCAUCUGUUGGUAAACUCAAAAACCUUCAGGCUUUGGUGCUGUGUGAUAACUUGUUGGAAAGUCUGCCAGCAGCUAUAGCAAAUCUUAAGUACCUGAAGUCACUUCUGCUACACAAGAACCGUUUAACAGUUCUUCCACCAGAAAUUGUGGGUCUAAACAGCCUUGCAGAAUUGAGUCUCAGGGACAACCCACUUGUGGUGAGGUUUGCCACGAACAUGUCUCUGGACCCUCCAACACUGUUGGAGCUGGCAGCGCGCACCGUGAAGCUUGCUAACGUCACAUACUCUCCAUAUGACCUCCCAAGAACUCUUGUACAUUACCUGGACAGUGCACACCACUGUGUCAAUCCUCACUGCAAAGGAGUGUAUUUCGACAGCCGAGUGGAACACGUGAAAUUUGUCGACUUCUGUGGCAAAUACAGGAUACCGCUGAUGCAAUAUCUAUGCUCUUCACGUUGUAUCAGCGAAUCGUCCCCUUCAUCAGCAAGCGAGUCUUCGGAAGAGGAAGCAUGUCAUAUGGUGAAGAGAGUACUGCUAGGCUGAUUGUUGACUCGCUGCAAAGUUUUGUCAUUACAGGCUUAUUGCUGCUGAUGUUGGCAAGUCAUUGACAUGAUUUUUGGUGUAAGGAAUAGGAUGUGUGUUGUGCAGUGAAUGUCAAUAUAAGCAAAGUUUUUCUUUCUGUUAGUUGACUUCCUGCCCUUCACAACAUUCCAUAUGCCAUUCUAUGCAGUGCAAAGUGUGUGUCUGAUAAAGAACUUCGGCAUUUUAUCGGCUGAAUACUAGACACACAGUGAGAUACCAGAAGCAUAUCUAAGGGAAAAGAAUGUUAUGAUGUAUCACAAAAUCUCUGAAAGCCUGUCACCUAUGGUGCGUGCCCCGUGAAACAUUCAGUAUAAUGGAAUAAACAUUUCUCUGAUUGUAACAGUGGGAGGUGAAGCAGUGAUGCACCGAUGGAGGAGUUAGUAUUUCUGUAGUGAACAAGGGAAGAAGAGGAUUGAAGCUUGUGAGAGACUAAGAGGGGGGGGGGGGGGGGAGGAGAGAGAGAUACGUUUGCAAUUGGGCAACUUAAUGCCUUGAUUGUGCUGGAAUUAUGUUUGUUGCUGCAAGAUGUGCCUUUUAUAAAGGCACACUUGACAGAUAUGUGAAUGGUUUCUGAUGCCUUGGAAAUUGCCUCCAUUAUAAAUAGAUUUUUUACUUGUCGUUGGAAUUGGUGGAAAUUAAAAAUUUCAUACUCUGCAGCAAACUGAUUUGAAAAGGAAAUUUUCAAAUUUUUAAACUUGAUGUGUAUCACAUUUGUUAACAUGUAACUGUUCAAAGAGCUGCACUUUGUGGAAUUCAGUAAUUAUUAUUUUAUUAUUAUUUUUUUCUGUUGCAACUGUACUACAAUACAGAAUUACACCUUUACCUGAAUACUAACUGUGUUUGGCUCCUACCAUUUUACAUAAAAUAGCAGAUGUUGAAUGUGAGAUGUAUCAGUGUAUUGCAUUCUGUUUAGAAACUUCAUUUUAUUGCUUCAGUGAAAUAGAUGCCAUGUUUGUUUCCAAACUGAUCUACUAAGAUACUGUCACAAAUAGAGAAUUUUUCAUACUGACAUCAUAGUCUCUCUUCAGAAACAAAGUAUUGUAAAUCAGUGUGGAAAAUAGAAUUGUUAGAAUAUUUUGUUUUAAAUAGGAACACAGACUUCAGUAUCAUUGUAUUAUAUUCUCAUAAUGCAGUUGUCACCUAGUAUUUGAUGGAAUGAUGUACCUUAUUGCUCAACAACACUCAUACUGCCUGAUACAUUCUGCAUUCCCCUGGAUUAUGGGACCAUUUUAAUUAUGAAGUAAUUUUCUUGCUAAAAUAGGGACAGUCUGACUUGCUGCAGAAAUGUAAUUGACCAUUAUUUGGUAAGAAUCGACUGGAUUACUUUUAUUACUACUCUGUCAAUAGAGGAAAAAAGUCGUAAUUUAAUGAAAUGUGUGAAAUACAAGCCUUUGUAUAAUGAUCUGAUUGUGGUUGUGUGUACAGUAGCUGGACUUAUUGUGUGAAUUUUGUGUUAUAUUUGUAGUUUUAUAAAAUUUCAUAAGAAUUGAGAUAUAAAAUGCAAUAAAGUUUUGUAAAUUA
Schistocerca gregaria is the source of this 3105-nucleotide messenger RNA. Its product is annotated as leucine-rich repeat-containing protein 58. Bases 448 to 1545 code for a protein of 365 amino acids. Gene Ontology annotation, molecular function: protein binding. The record is from RefSeq and is a predicted model, not a curated record. The transcript has 4 exons. NCBI's taxonomy places the organism in Eukaryota, Metazoa, Arthropoda, Insecta, Orthoptera, Acrididae.